CGCUCCUCCACGAGGCUCCUGUCUACUUGCAUUGCAGCUGACAGUAUAGCGCCUGUGUUUUUAUCUGACAAAAUUUCGCUGUGGCACCAUUGAACAAGAAACACAAAUGACUCCUCAUUUUGAAGCCGUAUGUUUUCUGUCUUUUUACGUGUGAAAGAGGGCUAAAUCCGGCUAGCAUCUUCUUCAAGCUAACAAGUCAAAGUAGGCUAUAAUUAGCUUUAGCUACAUUGCUACAUUUUCCAUUUGAAACAACGCAACGUUCGCUGGAAAAGAUUGCUAGCUAGCUAAAUGUGACAAGCGGUGCCUUAGAAACUGCAAGGUCACUGGAGUCUGAUUACUACCUCAGAAGCAAAAAAAAAAAAAAAAAAAAAAAACGCGGAUUAACUGGUUUUAGGAACGCCCCUGGGUGUACAGCAGCCUUUUUAUAAGAGCGGACACGCAAACCUGACUUUAUUGAUCAGAAACAAACGGGAACCUUGCGACCAUAGAGACCAGCUGGGUUGACAAAAAGAACUGUGACGGGCACCGAGCGUCACAGAUAAGGCUGAACAAAACGGAAAGCGUCGCUGUCACGGCUUUUGUCCGCAACUUAGUUCUGUUCCGUAGUGCAAGUUUCUUUCGCUAAAAUCCAAUUUGGCAAGGGGCUUAGUGCAUCGCCAGACAGCAGAAGGUGAGAAUACAGGAAAGCGGCAUUGUCGAAGCUGAGAUUACUGCUGUUGGCAAUUAUAGCCGUUAUCUGCAGCUGGUGGUAGCAUAGGCUACUGCACUUUUUACAGGAGAAUAAAUUAGUUCACCCCACUCGCAGAAAAAUGAUGCAGAUUUCUGACUCCUACAAUCAGAAACACUCCCUCUUCAAUGCCAUGAAUCGCUUUAUUGCUGCAGUUAACAACAUGGAUCAGACCGUCAUGGUGCCCAGUCUUUUAAGAGAUGUGCCACUGUUGGAUGAGAAGGAGGUGGAUUCAGUCAGGACGGCCGGAAACGGACCGGAUGCCUACUUCUAUGACAGGGACGUGUAUAGUUACUACGUUCUGCUGAAGUCCAUCAGAGACGAUAUCGAGUGGGGUGUGUUUCAGGCCGAGGAUAGGAGGAAGGAUAAGGUCGACAUCACUGCCCUGGACCUUUCCAGAAUGGAAAAGGAAGGCGAGGGCGAGGACCUGGAGAAACUUUUUCACUACCACCUGAGCGGACUGCACACGGUUCUGUCCAAGCUGACACGGAAGGCGAACACCCUCACCAACAGAUACAAGCAGGAAAUCGGCAUCGGUAGCUGGGGUCACUGACUGAUGCGGAUUGCCUACGCCAAAAUCACCACAAGUUCGCCCGUCCAUGAUCGGAUUCAUUUUCGUGGAUUGGAGUGAAACUUCCCGCGACUGAUGAAGUUCCGAAGAACUGAAUGGGCGAGAUCAAGAGGCGUGAUGGGAAUCGACUCUACUGCUGGUGGUUCAGUCGUGUUUUUAAUAACAGGAAACAAAAGAUGUUCUUGGGUUGGUUGAUGUGUACUGCUUGCUGUUUGUUCUUUGAUACGUUACAUUUCCUGCUUUUUGCACUAUUUCUGCUAUUGUAUGUACAACAUGUACCAGACCAGGGAUAACUUGGUGGCUUGGCAUUCAAAAUAUGUGUAGACUAAUUUAUUUAUGUAGGCUAGUAAUCGCGCAGUGUGUAUGUCAGUGUAUGUACUGUAUGUGGCCGUCGAAGCUUUACGUUUGAGAUAUUAAUGGUAUGCACUUUGAUCUAAAUCUCCCGUAAGGGGUGCGCGCUGAAGAUUUGAGCUUAUAGUUCGCUAGUCUAAUGAUGCUGGGUGAUCAGACACUGUAAACUACUGCAGCUGACCCAUGUCGUUACUGCAGUGAGGAGGCUUCCAUUGUAGGCUACUUACGCCAAUGACUCCAAAGCCUUAAAAUAUAAUAAUAAUAAUAAUCUGUGAACUGGAAUCAGAUGACAGUUCUAUGCUUCUAUGCUGUGAAGAGUAUUGAUGGUUCCAUGAGGUUGAGUAAAUGCAUUUACAAAGAUGCCGUUAUUAUUAGUAUCCGCACAAGUACUUUUUUUGUAUCCAAAACUAGUAUACAGAAAAUAAACAUCUUUAAA
Anguilla anguilla (European eel) is the source of this 2085-nucleotide messenger RNA. Its product is annotated as mid1-interacting protein 1-B-like. The record is from RefSeq and is a predicted model, not a curated record. NCBI's taxonomy places the organism in Eukaryota, Metazoa, Chordata, Actinopteri, Anguilliformes, Anguillidae. The coding region runs from base 810 to 1280 and encodes 156 amino acids. Gene Ontology annotation, cellular component: cytosol. The transcript has 2 exons. Gene Ontology annotation, biological process: regulation of lipid biosynthetic process.